GGAGUAAGCUUCACCAUGUCCGGUAGCUGGUGGAGCAGUGCAGCGGUGACCCACGGGCUGGUGGCUCUGUUCGCCAUGGGCUCCUGGGUUUCCGUCAACAGUCUAUGGGUAGAGCUCCCGGUGAUAGUCAACGUGCUGCCCGAAGGGUGGAACCUGCCUGCCUAUAUCUCACUGCUGAUAGCGUUUGGGAACAUCGGUCCAAUAGCAGUGACCAUCACACACCACUGCGCUCCGGGGCAUUUAAACGAGCGCCUGGUCAUCCACUGCAUCCAGGUGCUGGCAGUCGUGGCGUCCGCUCUUCUGGCCAUCUUCUGGUCGCACACCGUCACGAUAGCCGGAGCGGAAAGGUCACUGCCGUUCCUGCUCUUCACCUUUGUGAUGUCAUUGGUCUGCUGUACCUCCAACGUCACCUUCCUGCCCUACAUGUUUAGCUACCCCCCUCAGUAUAUUCGUACUUUCUUCAUCGGUCAGGGCUUCAGCGCCUUGUUCCCUUGCAUUGUGGCUUUAGGGCAAGGCGUUAGCAAGCUGGAGUGCAAAACUGUGAACGGCACUGUGCAUCCGCAGUAUUUGAAGGAGAACUUUCCUGCGCAGAACUUCUUCUGGUUCCUGUGUGUCAUGCUGUCGAUCUCGGCUCUGAGCUUCCAGGCUUUGAUGCAAAGGCAGACGAGGUUGCGGGACAAUGCACCGCAACAGGAGGCUGACAAUGCAGCGGCAAAAAACGGAGAGGAAACGCACCCGCUGCACACCGGGGGGGCGCCGGUGUCUGAGGAUCAGGUGCGGGUGGAGGAACAGCCGCAGACAUUUUGGACACGGCGGAACAUUUACCUGCUGUCCCUGCUCACCGUCUCCAACGCCCUCACCAACGGGGUCCUGCCGUCCGUGCAGAGUUUCUCCUGUUUGCCUUAUGGACCCAUUACCUUUCACCUCUCCGUGGUCCUUGGCAACAUAGCCAACCCCCUGGCCUGCUUCUUCGCUAUGUUUGUUAUCCUGAGGUCCUCUGCUGGUCUGGGCCUCUUGUCUUUAGCAGGAGGAGUAUUUGCUGCAUAUCUCAUGGCCUUAGCAGCACUCAGCCCUUGCCCUCCACUUUUGGGAACCUCCGCUGGCAUGGCCUUAGUGGUCACCUCUGGAAUCAUUUUCACGGGACUCUACUCCUAUCUCAAGGUGGCGAUUGGGACUCUGCUGCACGAGGCGGGUCACGCCGCCCUGCUGUGGGGCGGCAUCUCUAUCCAGGCCGGCUCCCUUAUCGGAGCCCUCACUAUGUUCCCUUUGGUCAAUGUCUACCAAGUGUUCGAGCGGGCUCAAGAAUGUGUGGAUAACUGCACCACAUAGUUCCCAUUCGUUCGACAAGGCAACUGACUGUUUUAACCCAGUUUUUGGGGCUCCAGGGUGAAGGACCAGAUCAGUCCUCUCCUGAUUCAGAGGCCUCGGGGCCUGUGAAAACAUUCCUAGAUAAUGGAAGCAUUGUUAUGCUGCACAUUGGCCAAGGGGAUGUAAAAUGCAUAUGAUGCAGUAAUACCACAAGUGCUUUGUGUGGUAUUUUGAAUCUCUGUGGCAAAAACCAGCUGAGGGAUUUUUUCCCCACAACAGACCACGAGAAACAUUCUUUACUCAGGGACACAAUCAUUCACUUAUUCAUCCACAUUUGUUGCUCAGUCUAAUUAAUGAGAAAUACUCACACUAGUAGUUGCAAACUGCAGACAGGCCUUUCACAGGAACUCAUUUCUUUGGAAAAAUGACGAUAACAUAAAAAUGAACGAGGUCAUGUCCAUAUAUCGUACGAGAAGUCAAUAUGGUAAUUAUUGUGGCAGGCUAACCACAGAUCCCGUCCACACAGAAUGGAACGUAGGAGUUAUUUUUUGUGGCCAUUUUCAAAUGUUUGUCUACCUCGUCGCUUUGAUUCCAUUGUGAGCAUAUAACAUGACUUUAUUUAGCUUCAGUCAUUUAUACAAUUCAGUUGAGUCAGCGAUUAUGAAAAGUGUAUCAUUUGUAAUAUAGCUACUUUUAAACAUACAGUUCAUAAAUGCAGUGACUUGACUUCAUGCCAAAUUUAUUUCUGUGCCUGAAAAAUGGUGAACUUUAUAAAACACGGGGUUUCCGUUUACUUUGGACUCGAUUGUGGUUCUGAUCAUGUUUUAUACUUUAGAAUUAUAGUUUAUUUACUCGUCAUUUGGGAUUUUUAUUCAUUCCAAAUACAGUAACGUUAUGUCAUCUUAAAGGAACAGCUGGCCAAGCAAAGUAACGGUUAACAGUUUUGGUAUCCAAAGGGAUACUGUCAUCUCAGUCUUUUAAACGUAAUAAUAAUUUAUGUCUUAUGUACUUCUUCUACCUUGUAAGGCAAUUUAUGAACCAUGAUGCUACCGUACAUCCCAUUUAAUUACUUUAUUAAACUCAACAGGUUUACAGAGGAAAAGUAUUUGUUAACGGCGUCUUCAUUUUAUGUUGUUUUUUUUAAAAGAUCAAUCUGUUAAAUUCUGAGCUGAUUUUUGUGGUGGAAAAAAAUAAUCAAUAGUACCGAGUGAGUCCUACGAUACUGGAAUUAAGAAACAUCGAGGAAAGAAGUUUGUCUUUAAAGUAUUUAUUCUCUGCGCAGAGACGGUUCAAUCGUCACACAGAAUGCAAUGCGGUCUGAAGGAGGAAGGACCCAGAGUGUUGGUUGUGUACGACUUAUAGAGGCCUUGAGCACAUGGUGGGAUCGGAGGAGCUCAUCACUAGGACAUCUGGACAACAGUGAUCAUUCACUGAUCAACCAUUGAAUUGUUGAUCACUGAUCCCCAUUCAGCCCCCCAUCUAAGUUGACAGUAUCACGCCCUUGAUUAAGACACACACCUAAUAUUACUCAACCUGAGAGGACCCCUACUGACCAUGUCUGACAUUGAUUCACUUUGUUAAUACAGAAAGGGCCAAAACACUGAGUGGUCAGACAAUAAGAACAGAUAGAUAAGUCAUAGUGGAAAUUAGCCAUCACAAGGUUUACAGAGGAAAAGUAUCUGUUAACGUCUUCAUUUUAUGUUGUUUUUUUUUUAAAAGAUUAAUCUGUUCAAUUCUGAGUGACUGUAAAUGGACUGGUUGUUGAGCGAUUGAGGUGCUUUUUCUUUAUUUCAUGACUCACCAUUUUACGUGGAGUUAGUUUUUUUAAAUUGAUUUUCAAAUUGCUGAUGUUGAAGUGUAUUAUGAAGUCUACGAAAUCAAUG
Messenger RNA from Anarrhichthys ocellatus (wolf-eel), 3191 nucleotides. RefSeq names its product solute carrier family 52 member 2 (gene slc52a2). Gene Ontology annotation, molecular function: riboflavin transmembrane transporter activity. The record is from RefSeq and is a predicted model, not a curated record. Gene Ontology annotation, cellular component: plasma membrane. Gene Ontology annotation, biological process: riboflavin transport. Bases 16 to 1329 code for a protein of 437 amino acids. The transcript is spliced from 4 exons. Lineage: Eukaryota; Metazoa; Chordata; Actinopteri; Perciformes; Anarhichadidae.